Messenger RNA from Nyctereutes procyonoides (raccoon dog), 3954 nucleotides. RefSeq names its product ER membrane associated RNA degradation (gene ERMARD). The coding region runs from base 644 to 2737 and encodes 697 amino acids. The record is from RefSeq and is a predicted model, not a curated record. NCBI's taxonomy places the organism in Eukaryota, Metazoa, Chordata, Mammalia, Carnivora, Canidae. The transcript is spliced from 18 exons.
UGACGGCGGCGGGCGGCGGUCGUCGGGGCUGCGCCCGAGCGCGGCCGGCGCGACACCGGCUGCAGGAGGCGCAGCGCCCGCGCCGCGGCGGAAGCGGGUGGUCUGGCCGGCGCGGGUCUGCGGCUGCGCAGAAGCCGGUCCUGCCCCGAGGCUGCCCCCGGAUCGCGCCUGCGGCGCUGUUCCCCGCCCCCCGAGGACGAGCGUCCAGCGUCUGCGUGCAGACUGAGGCGCGGGGCUCCGUGCCCUCGUGCUCCGGAGGGCGCGUCCCCUGCGUCGUGCACUGAGCAAACUGAAGCUCCGUGGCCGUGACCCCCGCGCGGGAAGUGGGACGUUUCUAGGCCACUUGGGGAGCAAAACCACAUCACGGGCUCGGGCUGUAGGUCGGGCGAGACGGGGUUGCCUCACGUUCCAUCUCCUUUCUGCCCUCACGCGGUCGAGCGGAAGCCCUGGGCCGCUCUGCGUCGGAGCCUUCGAGCCCUCUCCGUGCUGCCCCCUGGCAGCCAACGCGGAGGCUCGGCGGACGGGCCCUGGAAGCAGGGGGUGCCCCGGUCAGGGAAGGGCUCAGAGGGCGGCGCCUCCGCGCAGGUCACUAGCAGCACCGCGCGCGGUCCUGGACGGGAAACUGACGCACGGAGGAGGAAAGAUGCUGAUAGAGGAUCCAAUUACCACUUGUCUUUCUCCCUCUGUCUAUGAUAUGAUCUGUAAACUCGGGUUUGAAGUCAAAGACAGUUGUGAUAUCAACAGCAUUGUGACUCAGAGGGGUGAAGUAUGCUGGCAGACAAUCACAGCCUGUGUGGUUUAUACAGAAUCAGCGCAGAGUCUGGAUUACCGGGGAAGCGUGAUGCUGCUGGGCCCCGUGUGUGCGGCUGUCCACUCACACUUGUUAUCUCUGACCAAGGGGCAGUUUGAAAUUCGAUACAUGCCGUGGCUGCAGUGGACAGAUUUUCCAGAGUUAUUUCCUGAACUGAUUGAUGCUCUGGAAACCCCUGGGGCUCCGGCUCUUCCUCUCGGCUUGAUGAAGCUGACGGCGUGUCUGGAACGGGCUCUGGGCGAUGUAUUUUUACUGAACGGGAAGGAAUGCCCCUUUCUUUUGAGAGAUCUUCUCGCAUCUGAGGAGCUUGCUGAGGUCUUUGGACGGCCUGUGAUGGACGUGCUCAAAGUCUUCAUCGGAUCUCCCUGUGGCCUGAACCUGCGGAACAUCCUAUGGCAUGGCUUCGCGUCCCCUCAUGAAAUCCCCCCAAAAUCCUGCGCGUUUUGCACUAGAUACUGUUCAGUGAUGAUACUGUUGACGGCGGGACUGGGCCAGCUGCUGGAGAGGUACUUGCAGCGAACGGAGGCUGUGCUGGCGUGCCGACCUCUCGUAGCCCUUACAGGCCUGGAGGAGUGGGCCGUUUUCCCCGAUGUCACUUCUGAGGUACUUUCCGUGUUAGAAGAGGUGGUGAAGAAAUCCACUUUCGUAUCGAAGGUCAUGUUGCCGUACUGGGAAGCUGCAUUAAUCAGGUUCAGAUCACACAGGUUUGCUGACUGCGCCAUGUUGUUACUGACUCAGCUGGAGACGGGACUCAGGAGAGUUUUUGCCACCGUUAACGAGUGUCCGGAAAGACUUCUGACCGCUGAGUCAACGGCUCUUUAUACCACCUUCGAUGAAAUAUUGGCAAAACACUUGAGUGAUGGCAAAAUCAAUCAACUCCCUCUUUUCCUAGGAGAGCCUACAAUGGAGUUUCUGUGGGAUUUCCUGAACCAUCAGGAGGGUCCCCGUCUGAGAGACCAUCUAAGCCACGGGGAAUUCAACUUACAUGAAUUUCCUAGAGAGGCAACAACCCAGUUGCUUGCGUUCUCUGUUGUGCUGUUACUCAGAUUCACCGAUGAAGAUGUGUCAACGGCCUUUAAGGAAAAGGCAGCAAUAAAGUCAUUGGUCGCUCUUGCAGAGGGCUACACUGCUCACUUCCACCCAAUUUCUCAGCUUAAAAAACAGACUUGCUGUAAAGUCUGUAACACCAGUAGGACAUCUCCCUCUCAGGUGCUGAGCUGUGAGAAGAGCAUCAGGGUGUGGCCCCUCCUGCCUUUGCCCCAGGAGGCCGGGGAGGCAGCCAGAUUAGAAGGUACUUCCGAAGCAUGUGCCUGUAAGUCUCUAAUCACAGAAAUCCUGCGAGAGCUGUACCACCACCUGCCUGAGAGCCACGGUGCUGUCAGUGACGGGGACGGUCUUCCUGCUGAGACGUGGCCCCAGCUGAUCCGGGAACUCUGCGGCACCCCCGUCCCCACUCUGUUCUGUCCCAGAACCGUUGUGGAAGUGCUGACCGUGCUUCGAAACAUCAGUGCACAGUGUGCCCGUGUGUCCGGCCAGGUGGUGGCCUCUGCGGGGCUGAGACACCAGCAGUGGGUGGAAAGAAGGCUGCGCUCCCGGCAGCGGCAGACCUACCUGCACAUGCUUGGCAGUAUUAAGCUGCUGUCUCCCGUGCUUUACCUGAUUUUAUUACUGAUUGCACUGGAAUUGGUCAACAUUCACGCAGUUUGUGGAAAGAAUACUUCGGAAUAUCAACAGUAUCUAAAGUUCUUAAAGUCGAUCUUGCAGUACAUGGAGAACCUGGUGGCUUACACCAGCCAACAGAAGAACAAGUGGAGCGAAACCAUCGCUCUUACCCGCACAGCUCUGCUGAAAAUUUGGGCUUUCAGUGAGAAGAAACAAAUGUUAGUACAUUUAGCCAAGAAAUCCACGAGCAAAGGAGUCUUAUGAGAACGCAUACCGUCAGGAUGCUUUCGGCUACAUCUGGAAACCCAGCCCAGAGAGGCUUUACCAGCACGGAAAUUGAAAAGCCGAAGGUAGGGUGGCUUCCAGGGUGUGUUUGAUCAGGGAUCAAGUUCCGUUUCCCUGCAGCUAUUCCGUGUAUGUGUGAACCUCAGGCUGGGCCCCCCCCAGAACCAAAUGGCUGCAGCACCUUGGCGCCCACCAUGGCACAGUGUCCACAGGAGAGGGAGCUUUUCCCCCGCAUUCCAGACACUUUUGGAAACAGUCAGUGUGGGCAGGACCCUGCCUCCUGCUCCCCCUGGCCCAGCUGCAUAGAUGCCGCUCCUGAGCCACCACCGGGGCACGGAGAGAGAGCCUGGGCCAGCGCAGCCUCAUCCCUGGAGCUGAGAGUGAGGUUGGACGGUCCAGAUGCCACGGGACAGCUUGGGGAGGGUGUGCUGGGCAGACAUGGGUGCCAGGCAGCAGGUUUGCCCUUCGGUGUGUGGCCAGGGGAGCAGGGGCCCUGGCAUGUGUCUGGGUCUGAGGCUUUCGCCCGGCGCAGGGAGAGCUGGAGGACUGGGGGUCGGGUGCAGUCGCCUCCAUCCCGCUCGGAGAGCCAGAAUCUGCGAUUCUCGGCUCUCGGAGCCGCUGCAGUUGCCUGGAACAUCUGGGAAGCACGUGCCGUCGUCUCGGGGGUGGCAGCCCUCAGGACCCCAUGAGGCUGCCUCAGACCUCAGGUGUGCUUGUGCACUAGGCCAUGCACAGCAAGUUGUGGCCUCCCUCCACCGUCCAGACCUGCCUCGCGGGUUCCAGCCCACAUCCGGUCCCAGGAACGGCUCCACCGUGUGUGUUUCUGGCUUCUCUGCUGUCGGAGAGCAGGGCCAAGGAGACCUCAAGGGGAAGGGGUGGUGCUGCGGGACGACACACUCCAGCACGUCCCAUCUAUCGCUUUGCCAACUCCACCCCUCACCCCCUUGUAAACCAAGCUCCUGGGUAAGGACGGGGCACCGAGCCUCCACCCCCUCUGUGCAGCCUCCCCUGGGGCAGGAAGCGGCCCCAAACCCCACGUGUCCAAGCCGCUGCUCCUGGGACACGUUCUUUUGCAGUGUGGUCACGACCUCCCUUGGACAGACUAAUCUCGGUGAUAGUUUAUGGGCUUAGCCUCUCUACCCUCCUGCUGUUGGAGCUAGGAUGGAAAAGGGGAAAUAAAGAAUGGGUGCACUUAC